Messenger RNA from Danio rerio (zebrafish), 2814 nucleotides. It is a transcript of the gene adamts5, whose product is annotated as ADAM metallopeptidase with thrombospondin type 1 motif, 5 (aggrecanase-2). Gene Ontology annotation, molecular function: zinc ion binding; metalloendopeptidase activity; metallopeptidase activity. Lineage: Eukaryota; Metazoa; Chordata; Actinopteri; Cypriniformes; Danionidae. Gene Ontology annotation, biological process: extracellular matrix organization; proteolysis. Gene Ontology annotation, cellular component: extracellular matrix. The record is from RefSeq and is marked provisional.
AUGUGGCUGGUGGUUUUGUUGUGUUGCGUUUUGGACGCCUCCGUUGCGCGUCCACCUGCGAACGCGUCUCUGCUCGCACCUGACGGAACCGUGCGCGCGGUGGACCGGAUUUAUCACGGGGGAGGAAAAGCCGGGUAUCUUCUGUAUCUGGACGAGCAGCGCUUUCAGCUGGAUAUGGAGCGGGAUGAAACGAUACUGGAUCAUCAGUUCAGCGCUGACGCGCCGCCGCGCAGGGAAUGCGUUUACCGCGGGACCGUCAAUUCAAACGCACAAUCUCUAGCUGUUUUUAACCUGUGUGGUGGCGGGCUUGAAGGGUUUUUCGCGCUUGAUCACUCCCGGUACACCAUCACUCCUGUUAUCCGAGCGAAAGGGCACGAGAAUGACGUGCAUAUAGUCGAGGACGCCGACGCGACGCGCGCGCUUCAUCUCUACACCCGGGAGCGCUUCAGUUUCGAGGCGAUGCCUGAGCGGCACAGCUGCGGCACGCGGGACCGGAAAACGCGCAAGCACAAAAAAGAAAAGCACGGGCGCAGAUGGUGGACAAAGUUUAUCAAACCUGACGCUUCGCCGACGCGACGCAAACGCUCUGUGUCGCGCGCGCGGCACGUGGAGCUGCUGCUGGUCGCUGAUGCUUCCAUGACGAAGAAAUACGGGAAGGACUUACAGCACUACCUGUUGACGCUCGCGUCCAUCGCGUCCAAACUCUACGGUCACGCGAGCAUCGAGAACCCCAUCCGGCUGUCGGUGGUGAAAGUGGCGCUUCUGUCCGAGCACGAGAAGGGCAUCGAGAUCUCCAAAAACGCGGCCGCGACGCUCAAGAGCUUCUGCAAGUGGCAGAACCAGCAGAACCCUCUGGAUGACGAUCAUCAGCAUCACCAUGACGCCGCGAUCCUCUUCACCAGGCAGGAUCUGUGCGGGCAUCACUCGUGUGACACUCUGGGCAUGGCGGAUGUAGGAACUGUGUGUUCGCCAGAGAGGAGCUGUGCUAUCAUUGAGGACGACGGCCUGCACGCUGCCUUCACUGUGGCUCAUGAGAUCGGUCACCUGCUGGGUCUGUCCCACGACGACUCCAAGUUCUGUGAGGAGCGUUUCGGCUCCAGCGAGGACAAGCGGCUGAUGUCCUCCAUCCUGACCUCCAUCGACGCCUCCAAACCCUGGAGCCGCUGCACCUCCAACACCAUCACCGACUUCUUCGACGACGGAAACGCGGAGUGUCUCCUGGACGCUCCCCGUGUUCCUCUGCUGGGGCCGGAGGAGCUGCCGGGUCAGAGUUACGAUGCGGUGCAGCAGUGCCGUCUGGCGUUCGGCUCCGAGUACAGUGUGUGUCCCGGGAUGGACAUCUGCGCUCGGCUGUGGUGCUCCGUCAUCAGGAAGGGUCAGAUGGUGUGUCUGACCAAGAAGCUGCCCGCUGUUGAGGGAACGCCAUGUGGGAAGGGCAGGAUCUGUCUGCAGGGCAAAUGUGUGGACAAAACCAAAAAGAGACACUAUUCGACAUCUAAAGACGGCAGCUGGAGUUCGUGGGGAGCGUGGGGUUUGUGUUCUCGCUCGUGUGGUGGCGGCGUUCAGUUCGCGCAGCGGCUCUGCAAUAAUCCUGCACCCCGAAACAACGGACGAUACUGCACCGGGAAAAGAGCUGUGUACAGAUCCUGCAGCGUCACACCCUGCCCCACCACAGGUAAGAGUUUCCGGCAGGAGCAGUGUGAGGUGCGUAACGGCCCCCAGACGGACCCUAAAGGCGUGAAGACGCUGGUGGAGUGGGUCCCCAAAUUCGCCGGCGUUCUUCCCAAAGACGUGUGCAAACUCACCUGCAGAGCCAAGGGAACCGGAUAUUAUGUGGUGUUUUCACAGAGGGUUGUUGACGGGACUGAGUGUCGUCCGUACAGCAGCUCGGUGUGUGUGAAGGGGAAGUGUGUUCGCACCGGCUGCGACGGCAUCAUCGGAUCCAAACUCCAGUACGACAAGUGUGGGAUCUGCGGAGGAGACGGAAACAGCUGCAUUAAAGUGGCUGGAAACUUCACCAAGAAGAGUAAGGGCUACACUGACGUGGUGAAGAUUCCCGAGGGUUCGACUCAUCUGAAGGUGCGUCAGUAUAAAGCUAAAGGCCAGUCGCGCUACACAGCAUACCUAGCGCUGCGGCGACCCGGCGGAGAUUAUCUGCUGAACGGCAAACUGAUGAUCUCCACCUCUGAAACCAUCAUCCCGCUCAACGGCUCUGUCCUCAACUACACCGGCUGGAGCCAGCGGGACGAGGCUUUCCACAGCAUGGGCCCCGCCGCCCUCCAGGAGAGCCUGUUAGUGCAGAUUUUAUCCACCGAUGCUAAAAAACCGCUGGAUAUACGCUACAGCUUUUUCAUGCCUCGCAAAACGCCACUCCCAGCCAGGACCUCCCCUGAAGCUCCGCCCAGAAUGUCGCUUGAAGCUCCGCCCAGAAUGUCACUUGAAGCUCCGCCCAGGAUGUCACUUGAAGCUCCACCCAGGAUGGCUCCUGAAGCUCUGCCCAGGACAUCCCCAGAAGCUCCGCCCAGAAUACCACCUGAAGCUCCACCUAGGACGCCUCCUGAAGCUCCGCCCACUGUCGCUUCUUUAUCGUCAGCAGAACUUGUAACGUUUACAUCUGACGUUCCUCCAACGACGGAGAGUCCGAAAUUCCCGCGCUGGCUGACGGGCCCCUGGAUGAGCUGCUCCAGAACUUGCGAUACGGGCUGGCAGAGUCGCACAGUUCAGUGUAAAGACGCUAACGGGAAACUGUCUAAAAACUGCCCGCUCAGCGCCCGGCCGUCAGCCUUCAAACACUGCCUGAUUAAAAAGUGUUGA